Styela clava is the source of this 5282-nucleotide messenger RNA. Its product is annotated as glutathione hydrolase 1 proenzyme-like. Gene Ontology annotation, molecular function: glutathione gamma-glutamate hydrolase. Gene Ontology annotation, biological process: glutathione catabolic process. Gene Ontology annotation, cellular component: plasma membrane. Lineage: Eukaryota; Metazoa; Chordata; Ascidiacea; Stolidobranchia; Styelidae. The record is from RefSeq and is a predicted model, not a curated record.
GAGUCAAACAAACAGAUUGCAAAAAAUGUCAAAUGAAAGUGAAUCCACUGAACCCCAGCUAAACCGCCGCGAACUUUCGGGCGCUAAACUCUUCCGGCCCGCGAACAUUCUCCCGAUUCUAAAUUUGGCCCGCGUCCAAUAAAGUUUGGGAACCCCCCUUGUUGCUGGAGCCCCCCUUGAUGAGUUCGCGUAACAAAAUUUCGGUCGUGAUUAUUUCAAAUUUGCACCAUCCAUAUUUUAUAUACAGUAUGUAUAUUAAAUACAUAUAGUUAUACUAAAAGCCGUUGAACUGUUGAAUUGACACAAAUAUUAUAUCUACUAUUCUCCCCAAAUAUCGAACACAGGAAAUAACACCAUACUUUCUAAGUUAGUGGUUCGCAAACGCCGGUCGGCGGAUUUGCUGGUCCGCGAGAAAUUUUAUUUUGUAGUUUUUCUGCCGUCUCAAUCGCUUUACUGAAGCCGACGUUACGUUAGUUUAAUAUGCAAUUUCCCUUCCGCCGUCAUAUUGCUGUUUAUUAAUGGCCCGGCAACAUCUUGGCGCCGAGCAAUCACACUUUUCGCUCUCUCGGUUCCAAAUCAUCGCAAAAGCUCUCCGUCAAUUCUCGCAAGAUUCAGAAACCUCGAAAUCAGCAUGCAUGCUUUUUCUGUUCUGCAUGCUUUUCUGGAUUAAUAAGACGAAGUUACGUUGGUAUAUUACGCAAUUUCUCUCCCGCUGUCAUAUUGCUGUUUGAUAAUUGCGGUAUUAAUGGCCCGGCGACGUCUUGGCGCCAAGUAAUCACACUUUUUGCUUUUUAGGUUUCGAUUCAUCGCGAAGCGAUAAACCUGAAAAUCAGAAUACGUGCUUUUUCCGCUCUGCAUGCUUUUCUUGAUAUCAUUCAAAUAAAAGGGUUAUGAAUAUUUCGUUGUUUAAACCAGAAAACUGUCAAGAACAGUAUAAUAUUGCAGAGCUUCACCUUGACAUCAAGCUAGAUAUGAACUUGUUGCGACCCUGCUGGUGGUCACGAGACGCUUCCGGGUUAUGUACAGCAGGAUUUUGAGCCUGGUGCCCAGUUAGCAACGACUUUAUCAUUGUAAUAUAAAUUCUUGAGCUGUAUUGAUGACGAGUACCCAUCGCUAAGUAAUCGAACAAUCAAUCUGUUGUCCGAAUUUUCAACUAGUUACUUCUAGCCUCAGGUAAAACGCUGCAGAGCUACGUGUUGCAAAACCUUCUUUGACGCCUCGUUUGCAAUCCUGUAUUGGAAACAAAACAGUAGCAAAAUUCUCACUGGAGUUCAUUGUGUUUGUACAUGAUUCGACAUGAACAGUUUUUUUUUCUAUAUGUGAGACGUGUGCCUUUUUUACGCAUAAUUGGUGCACAGCACUGCAUUUUACUAUGCAAAUAUAUGUUAUUAUCUUAUGUUCCACCCAUUCCAAUUUUUGGCCGGCACAUUAUUUGAUAGUUUUUCCUCAUGUGAAAGCUUUUUAAAUGUGCCUUUUUUUAAAAGCGUAGUGAUUGCCCUACAUUACGCAAAUAUAUGUUAUUAUUUUCUGUGUAUAUGUUAUUAUUUUUCAAUUUUUGCCGGUCCGCUAGUACUUUUUUUUCAAUUUUACCGGCCCGCCAGGGCAGAAAGAUUGGAAACCACUGUUCUAAGUCAGUGUAGGAACGACGCUGUGUUGCAACUUACGAUUUAUGGACAAACGUUCGAGCCUAGAAUAAUCUGAAAAGUGCUCCAUGCUACACGCUAAAAGUCAAGGUCCGUUGUUUACUACAGAGGAAGAAGAUAUGUCCAUGGUUGGGGAAGUCGGUGUUUUAGUAGAGAGAUAAAGAAUGUAAGGAAGUACAUGGUGCUUUGCAAAGCGCUGGAGGUCAGCACAUGAAGACAAUACAUAUGGAAACAUUUGUUAAAGCACCCGAAUCUAUGGGCAAGCGUUAAUGACUUGUGCAAUUUGGGUAACGUACUUUGUGUUAUCUUGUAGUCUGAAUAUCGAGUACAUAUAAAAGGAAAAGUUGAAACAAUAUUCUUUGAUUCAAUUAUUUUUUAAAUUGAUUGUGUGUUUACAAUAUUUUCUUUUGUGUCAAACGGUUAUUAGGAUUAGUCAUAUUUAAAGGUAAGGCGGCUCAAUAAAAUGUUAUACUGCGCUUCUAGCGUAUAGCAUGGGGUUAGCAUUAUAGCAAAAUUAUUAGUGAAGCAGCGCAUUAUCGUCACUAUGUAUAUAGGAUAUACAUUAUACAGUAUAGAGCGAAAGCGGCGUUAGCGAAAUGAUGUCAUUUGCCGACGUUUAUCAGAAAAUACCGUAGUAUGAUAUAAUAUAUCUAAGUAAAUUAGCAAAAGUUUACACAAGAUCGGGGACCAUCUAAGCUGCCAUUUAAACACAGGCGGGAACAGGAUCGUUUCUUUGUCCUUCGUCGAGUUUCUCUUUUUGUUUAUAUGGUACGAUUCGACAAAUAUUAUUUUCUUCUAGUGCAGCCUGCAGCCCUGCUGUCUCGCUAAUCAAUGUGGUAAUCUGUCGAAAAAACAUUUCGAAUUUAUUUUGUUCAACAUCACGUUGAUUGCUCAUUGCUUCGAUUUUCAAGACUUAUUUUGGUUUCAACGAUGUCAACAGUCGGUCAGAUUACCUAACUGGAAUCGAGAUUAACCGCAUCGUAAAGGAUUAAAAAAGAAUACAGAAUCAACUAAGUUAUUCAGUCUGACUAGAUUAUAUUCUAAACAGGAAAUGCUGCAAACAGCUUGUCCAUUCAUUUCUGAUUUUUAUAUCAAUGUUUUUUCCGACAUAAUAGGAAGUCGUUGGACUCGCUGCGCGACAUUUGAAUCAUCCUUCGUUGAUACAAAGUGCUGAGCGUUGAGGCCUGCGAGAAGUGUUUUUUGAUUUAAUAAUUACUUCGAAAUUAUUGAUUAAAAUGCAUCAGAAUGGUGUCCGCUUGUAUAAAACUUGCUCUAAAAUGGACAGAAGCCGUAGCUUCGGCACCAAAGCUGAUAUCCAGACCGUCGAGACCAAGUAUAAGCGACGUUGUAAAACACAUCGGAUAUAUAGGAAAUUAUGUACUGACAACGCUGAUCAGGCAAACAAAAAUGUUUCACACGAAAGUUCCUACAAAGAAUUCAAAUCAACUGCCGUGGUGAGCAACACUGGAAUUUGUUCCACAAUAGGCAAAAAUAUACUACAGGAAGGAGGAUCGCUUGUCGAUGCAGCUAUUGCAACAAAAUUGAGUCUAGGAGUUGUGUCGUUUCAAAGAGCAGGAAUAGGCGGUGGAUUUUUUAUGGUUUAUUAUGAUGCAAAAUCAAAGAAAGACUAUUUCAUCAAUGCCAGGGAGGUGGCACCGUCUGCGGCAUCUGUGGAUUUGUUUAAAGGAGACGAUUAUGCAAGAAAAUGCGGCAGAUCAUCCAUUGCAGUUCCCGGAGAAUUACAAGGCUAUUAUGAAGCACAUCGUAGAUUUGGUGGACUUCCAUGGUCUCGUCUAUUCCAGCCUGCAAUUUACUUGGCAGAGAAUGGAUUUGAAAUGACUCGAAACUGCUAUAAUUGGUCAAGAGUUUCUAUGAAACGACUACCGGAAAAUAAACAACUAAGAGACCUACUGAGGAAGGAAGAUGGUACGUUCUUGAAGACGGGAGAUUCUGUUCGGCGUAUUCGAUUCGCAGAAACACUUCGUACAAUAGCGACAGAAGGCCCUGAUGCUUUUUAUAGAGGAUCUUUAACAGAAUAUAUAAUGAAAGAUAUUAAUGACGGAUUCGGGCGACCAUCUAUUAUAACAAAGAAUGAUUUGACUAGAUAUAGAGCUCUUGUUAAAAGGCCAGUAAAAUUCCAUCUGGACGACUUGACUUUUAUAACUUCGGGAGCACCAAGUGGAGGUCCUGUCCUUGCCCAUUUAUUAAAUAUUCUUAAAGGUUAUAGAUUUACAACGGAUGACUGGUGCAACAACAAAGCUCUCACAAUACAUAGAAUGAUAGAAGCGAUAAAAUUUGCUUAUUGUAAAAGAAGUAGACUUGGAGAUCCCGAAGUGAAUGAUGAAAUCGAUAAACUAGUUGGAGAAAUGAUUUCGGAGGAAUAUUGCAAUAAAGUAAGAAGUAAAAUAGACGAUAUUCAAACGCACCCACCUGAAUAUUACGGUAGUGAUAUGACACACGUUUUUGACGAUCACGGAACUGCUCAUGUUGGGAUAUUAGGUGAAGAUGGAAGUGCAAUCUCGGUGACUAGUUCAAUAAAUAAACCCUUCUACAGCGUUAUUGGACAAAGGACUGGAAUUAUAUUUAACAACUCCAUAUCAGAAUUUUCCAAUGAGAAAGGAGUACACGGUAGUCAGUACAAAGUAGUUACUAAAUUUACCCAACAUUCAAAUAAUUUAAUCGAACCUGGUAAAAGACCGAUGUCAUCAAUGAGUCCGACUAUCAUAUUAAGGAAAACACCAAAUGGAUCAAGUGUGAGAAUGGUGUUAGGGGGAGCCGGAGGGUCGCACAUUAUAAGCUCAAGUGCUCAGGCACUUGUUCAAAGGCUAUGGUUCAAAAGGAAUGUUAAUGAAGCAGUCAAGGAAAAAAGAAUUCAUCAUAAUUGGCUUCCGGAUACAUUAUUUGUACAAGAAAAUACUGACGAGGAAAUCAUUGACGAUCUGGCCAAUCGGGGACAUAAUAUUCAGAUCAUGAACGACCAAAAAUCUUCUGUGCAAAUCAUAGAAAAAUUGAGCGAUAAUAAAAUUGUAGCAAAAUGUGAUGAAAGGAGGGGUGGUUAUCCAAACGGAUAUUAAGAAGAAUACAGAGUAUUAUCUUGAUGAAAUUAAGACCUUAUUUUUACGUUUAUUUAGUUGGAUCUGUUCUUUCCCGAUUUAGUUCGCGAAACUGUAUAACACAUAUUUAUAGGGGGAAGUGAAUAUUAAAAGUAUCCUGCGCCUAAAAUACUUUGUUUAGCUAACUAUUUUACGUAGCACAAUCAAAAUGAGGACAAAAUUUUACUUUUAACGACUUGUAAACAAUGGGUUUUUUAUGUAUUAUAUUGUAGCUAAGUAUAACACCAAAGUAUUCUUUGUAAUAAUUUCUAUAUUAUUCCCUCGAGAUAGCUGACAUUCAUUAGGUAUUAAUGUUUCAUUAUUCGGUCUGCAUUACUUUUUAUCUAGCUCUGCCUACCACGUUAUCUCCAAUUUUCAGGCUUGUCCAUGGGAAUGGGAGUACCAUGGGAUGGAACCGCACACAUUUCUAUUUCCCAUGGGACACGUGAGACACGAAAACCGUACGAUUUUCGGGGAAAUGAUGGUAAAACAUUUCGUUAUGAACUUUGUGUCUAUAUAUUUGAGCAUAGCUCUCUUGCUAGUUAUA